AUGUCCUUCUCUUUUCCUUUUUCUAACACUACAACCCAGCCUGGUUCAGCUGACUCUCUGCCAGCUGUCAAGCCUGACUCUGCUGACUCCACACCUGCUGCCCAGCCUGACUCCACUGACUCUCCACCUUCUGCCCAGUCUGACUCCGCUGAGUCCACACCUGCUGCCCAGCCUGACUCUGCCGACUCCCCACCUGCUGCCCAGCCUGACUUUGCCAACUCCCCACCUGCUGCCCAGCCUUGCUCUGCUGACUCCCCACCUGCUGCCCAGCCUGACUCUGCUGACUCUCCACCUGCUGCCCAGCCUGACUCCACUGACUCCCCACCUGCUGCCCAGCCUGACUCCACUGACCCCCCACCUGCUGCCCAGCCUGACUCCACUGACCCCCCACCUGCUGCCCAGCCUGACUCCAUUGACUCCCCACCUGCUGCCCAGCCUGACUCCUCUGACUCCCCACCUGCUGCCCAGCCUGACUCCACUGACUCCCCACCUGCUGCCCAGCCUGACUCCACUGACUCUCUACCUGCUGCCCAGCCUGACUCCACUGACUCCCCACCUGCUGCCCAGCCUGACUCCACUGACUCCCCACCUGCUGCCCAGCCUGACUCCUCUGACUCCCCACCUGCUGCCCAGCCUGACUCCACUGACUCCCCACCUGCUGCCCAGCCUGACUCCACUGACUCCCCACCUGCUGCCCAGCCUGACUCCACUGACUCUCUACCUGCUGCCCAGCCUGACUCCACUGACUCUCCACCUGCUGCCCAGCCUGACUCCACUGACUCUCUACCUGCUGCCCAGCCUGACUCCACUGACUCCCCACCUGCUGCCUAA
Rana temporaria (common frog) is the source of this 831-nucleotide messenger RNA. Its product is annotated as classical arabinogalactan protein 9-like. NCBI's taxonomy places the organism in Eukaryota, Metazoa, Chordata, Amphibia, Anura, Ranidae. Bases 1 to 831 code for a protein of 276 amino acids. The transcript has 2 exons. The record is from RefSeq and is a predicted model, not a curated record.